Messenger RNA from Epinephelus moara (kelp grouper), 4900 nucleotides. It is a transcript of the gene dok2, whose product is annotated as docking protein 2. Gene Ontology annotation, cellular component: cytoplasm. The coding region runs from base 193 to 2049 and encodes 618 amino acids. Gene Ontology annotation, biological process: cell surface receptor protein tyrosine kinase signaling pathway; positive regulation of MAPK cascade. NCBI's taxonomy places the organism in Eukaryota, Metazoa, Chordata, Actinopteri, Perciformes, Serranidae. The record is from RefSeq and is a predicted model, not a curated record. The transcript is spliced from 8 exons.
AGAAGAAGAAAAGAAACUGAGACGCAGAAGAGAGACAAAGCAGAAGAGGAAGCAAAAAGUUAGAGAGGAGGUAAGGAGACAGAGACAAGACAGCAGAAGACAGGAGGAGGAGGAGGAGGAGGAGAGGAAAGUGGAGCAGAAAGAGGAGAAGAACGAAGAGGUGAGGAGGAGAGGAGGAAGUGCAGCAUCAUCAUGGAGGAGGACAUCAGGAAGAAGGGGAUGCUGUACCUGCAGCAGCAGAGGUUUGGAAAGAAGUGGAAGCGUGUAUGGUGCGUCCUGUACAGAGAGAGUUCCUGUUCGAUUUCCAGACUGGAGUUCUUUGAGUGUAAAGAUGGAGGCAGUGUGGAGAAGAACGACAAGAGUCUACGCAAACAGCAGGAGCACAAGAAGGUGAUCCGUCUGGCGGACUGUAUCCGGGUGUCUGAGGUGGAGAUGGACGGAUGUCCCAGAGACACGGGACCCUUCCUGAUUGAGACCACAGAGAAAAUCUACGUGUUCGCCGCAGACCGACUGCAACUGGACGACUGGACACACAAACUGUGUGAGAUCGCCUUCCCUAUGAAGUGGACAGAGCACGGGGUGAAGAGAGGCAGCCUGCAGAGAGGACACAGAGUGGAGGAAGAGGAGGGGAUGGAGGACAACUCACUGUACAGCGGCAGAGAGACAGUAGUGCGUGACUUCAGAGUGUGUGUUCGGAGGACGGAGGCGUCCGAUCGCUGCAGGCUGAAGGGAGACGGGUUCCUGCGAGCAGACGUGGACGCUCUCCUCCUGAUGGACAAGAGCGGUGACGUGGUGUACACCUGGCCGUACAGAUACCUGCGCCGCUUCGGACGAGACAAGUCCACCUUCUCCUUCGAGGCCGGCCGGCGGUGCGACUCCGGCGAGGGCAGCUUUGAGUUCGACACCAAGCAGGGGAACGUCCUGUUUCAGGCGGUGGAGGCUGCCAUCAACCUGCAGAGGAUCUCCCUGCCCCAGAGGCAGACGUCCGGGGGGGGCCAGCUGAGUCCAGAGACCCCCCAGGACAUGAGCCUGCCCCCCCUGCCCCUCAACCCGCCCCUGGCCCAGAGCAGGACGCCACCGCUGCCUCAGCCACGCAGCCAUGUCCCACAACCCCCUGCUGCUCAGCAGGCAGCUGACGGCGUGUACAGCAUGGUGACUGAAACUCCAAACCACCAGAUGAUUCAUCACAAAGACAAAGAGAGCUCCUCUUCCUCACAGCAGCAGCAGCAGCAGCGCCCCCAGAUGUCUCGUCUGGAGCCUCCGGUCGACAAAGUGCUGACGGGUGUGAAGAGUUUGACCUUGGACACUCGUGGCGUCCCCAUCCCGCGUAAGAACCAGGUCAAGAUGAUCUCCAGCUGCCCUCUGCCUCACGCCGGCCCCGAGCCCGGCCCCCACUCGGCCCCGGGCCCCAGCUCCAAACUGGACCAGAUGUACUCCCAGAUCACCCUGCCGGCCGCUGCAGAGCGAGGCACCAAGAGGGAGAAGAGGAGUGGCGGCACCCCUCCUGUUGUCCACCCGGAGCCGGAGUAUUCGCUUCCCUUCGACACCAUCGCUGUGAACACUAUGGCCGACAUCCUGAAGUCCCAUCAUGCUCACAGACCUGAGUCCGGCGCCGACCCGCUCUACGACAGCAUCGAUGAGAUGAAGAUCAGGAACAUCUUCACAAGUGAUGCCACUGCCGCUGCCGCCACCGGGCCAACAUAUGGGAAGAUUGAGCACAUCUACGAUGAGCCCGAAGGCUGCGCCGUCCCCACCACCACACAGAAACCUCCCACCUCGUUGUACGACGACCCCGAGGAGAUGAGAGGAGACGCCUGGAGGAUUAUGGGUACCCCUGCUGACCCUAAAGGUCAUGAGUACCCGUACAACCCUCGGGUGGACGACUACGCCGUUCCCAAACGAGCCAAGAGGGCGAUUCCUGUUGCACAAAGCACUGAUGAAGAGGAAGAAGAAGAGAGGGAGGAGCCACAGGGGGAGGAGGAAGAGGAGGAGCAGAGGGAGGAGCAGCAGGAUUCACCGUACAACAACGUGAUGGUGAAGAUGGCGUAGAUGAGACAGGAAGCAGCUGUGAGCGUUAACAUGUGUUAGGUUUAUUAUUUAAUCAAUAAUCAGAGACGAACACUGACGCUCGCUCAGAGCGCCAUCUUUACUCUCAUCGUUUCACGGCAACGUCCUCGUCCUCGUCCUUGUCUCUGGACGACGACGUCAGUCAGCGUCUUCUCUGUUCAUAAUUAUGUCUCAGUUUGCUGCUGACUUAUGUUCUUUAAAAACUUUUAUUUUCAUCAUCGACUGAUCAUUUAUAUAAAAUAAUAAACUUUAUUUAUACAACAGGUUUCAAACAAAGUUACAACCAGGAGCAAAAAUAUUUCAGGACAUCGAAUCAGACGAUCACAAGAGUUUGAGUUCAGAUGGAGACAGAAACAUAAAGAUAGAAAACACCAACAUCAAACUGAUCAGACAUGUUGGAAAUAAAACGAGCGGCUCGCAUUAAUAACCAGCUUCUUCUUUUUUCUUUUUUUUUUCUGCUGUGAAACCUUCAUCACCUUCAGUUUUCAGUCAAUAAAAUGUCCGACUGCAGUAACACGUACAGUGUCAGCAGACGUUUGGGCACCUCUGGUCAAAAUGUGGUUCACUGUGAGCAAAAGAUGAGCUGAUCUCCAAAAGACAUGACGUUAAACAUGAAACAUGCUUUUCAACAUUUUAAUGAAGAUCAGUGUUUUGUUUUUGUUUUGUACAAUUUUAGAGUGAAAAAUAAUAUGAAAGGAGCAACGUCCAAAGGUUUGAGCAGUGAGACAGCUGAGCAGUGAGACAGCUGUCCCCACGGUCUCUUGUUGACAGUGAUGGUGAGGACAGAGCAGGUGACUCCUGACAGCUUGUCCCAACACUCAGCAGCCAUGGGCUCCUCUAAACAGCUGCCUGCACUCUCAACACUCAAAGACCUGAUGAAGACUAGAGGAAGAUACAAAGUGUUUUCAGGGAGCUGUUCCCUCACUUGGUCAUGUCAUUAAGAAAUGGACGUUAACAGGAACUGUGGAGGUCAAGCUGAAAACUGUGAGAGAGCUGCUCGUAGGAUUGUUAGGUGGGAUUUAUACGUAUGUAUCAGCUCUACGGCGUAGCUCACGCACGAGGCCUACGCCACUGUGAGCGUUUACACCUGUGUGGUGGUGUGUCUGUGUCACUCUGCAGUUACACCUCCACAACACCAGGUGGGGUUUCUGUGAAGUGCUGUAAAGUUUAGUUGAUUCAAAACACACAUUAAACACCUUUAUCUGGACACAUUUUCCCCACAAAUACAACAUGCUAACGUUAUUAGCACAAGCCUAUGGCAUUUUACAUUGUAUAAAUUAGCCUAGCAGCUAGCAGAGAUUUCCUCUGCUCAUAUUUCAGCCAGGAUAAAUCACACACAGUGUGUGGAGGCUUUAUUGUCUUCACAAUUUAUUGUUUCUUAUCUGUGAAAUUAAAGUAAAUCAAAGCUUUGUUUCCACUGAGGGAAAUUGUUUCAGCUUACAGAGACAGACAGGAGGUCUGUGUCACUGUGACAUGGAGUUACAUCUCUGGGGAGGUGCACGUCAGGCUGCAGCGUAGUCAUUUAGUCCCACCGGUCACAACAGUGACUGCAAAACAAGUUUUCAGUUAUAAGGCUUAAAAAUGUCACUGAAUGACGUGUUGAUGCAUUUUCAGCAAAUAUUUAAAUAAUAAAGUGUCUCAGUGAAAUCUGUGCAGUGUCACAUGUUCAGUGUAAACUGUCACAUGACCAGAGCUGUUAACUUCCUGGUUGCACCCAAGGCUAUUCAAGAGAAGGCUGAGACACGGGGUCAAACAUGGGGGGAUUGCACAUGCGCAGUGUAACUUGAGCUGCGAUGCUGGAGAGUGACAGCAGGGGCGCUAGAUAAAAAGCGCAGGAUCCACUCAGGCGAUCAAGGACUGCGCUUGGUGCGGUCUGCUUGGACUUUUGGACGGCGGCUGCCUGAAGUUGUCGGAAUUGCAUCUCUGUCAUUCUCACCCACAACGCAGGCCACCAGUGACAGUCCAAUAAUAAGCUGUGAAAAUGACAUGCAUGCACAUCCCCCUUAUUCCGCGGCCUCACGCCAUCUACUGAGCCUUUGAGGAAGUGCAGACCAGAUUUUACUGCGCAUGUGCAAUCCCCCCAUGUUUGACCCCGUGUCUCAGUCUUCUCUUGAAUAGCCUUGGUUGCACCAUGAGACGAGGAUGGCUGCAUCAAACAAAAGGUCAGUAAAGUGUAACGUGACAACAGGACUGAGGAUUUGGGGACACGUUUUCUUUAACGUGCUCAGUAAAGUACGUGUUGAUCAGGAGGGCCCAAAGCUUUCAUCUCAGUAUCUCAGAGUCCACCGUGACGUCCUCAAAUGUCUCUUUGUCUCUGAUCCACAGUCCAGAGACCCCACAGACAGAUAGACAGACAGACAGACAGACAGGUUACACCAGAAUAAUAACCAGGUUAUGAUCAUAUUCAGAUGUGGUGUUUACAUAAACACAUAGAAUUCAUACUCCCUGUUUUCAUCCUGGUUUCUGUCAAAGCGCUCCAGCCAACACAUUCUGGUUUCUCAUGAACAGAAGACGGUGUUAAUAUGUUCAAACACAUCAUAAACAUGUUGUUCAUGUAAAUGUCCUCAAUGACUCAGAUCACGUCUCAGUGUGAGACACAGGAGGACCUGGACCCACAGACCGUCUGAUGGUUGCUCUUUAACAUGAUGACUGAGUCAGAUCUGUGAUGAACACACCUGCUGCCUUCUCUUUCAUUUCCUCUUAUUUUCACUGCAACAUUUUGCAUGAAACCCUCUGUGGGUUUGAACAGUGGCGUUCUCUGUGCAGCACAUGAUGUAACACACACUGCAUCUGUUAUUAACUGUGGACAUAAUAAAAAAUAAAUCUUAAACAU